Molecule: messenger RNA, 10044 nt
Organism: Babesia microti strain RI
Lineage: Eukaryota; Apicomplexa; Aconoidasida; Piroplasmida; Babesiidae
Product: transformation/transcription domain-associated protein
Exons: 6
Coding region: 1-10044 (3347 amino acids)
Biological process (GO): DNA repair; regulation of DNA-templated transcription
Cellular component (GO): nucleus; SAGA complex; NuA4 histone acetyltransferase complex
Molecular function (GO): transcription coregulator activity
Source: RefSeq, a predicted model, not a curated record
AUGGAGGAAUCCGACUAUUUCCAAUCUAAGAGCACCUUGACAGAUUUUGGCAGUGUAGAGAUUGAGGCGGAAGAGGCCCGUAGGUCCGCCAUAAGAUCAUUUUAUGCCUCAAAUCUGCAUGAAUCAACGUCUUGUAAAGAUAUGUUAGACAUUGCAUCGAAAGUGAUAUUAAACGACUCAGAUGUCAAUGCCCUGGAAGCCGUGAAAGUCUUAUACGAAGUGUUGAAAGGCGACAAAUGUCUGAAUACCGCUGCUUUGGAUGUAUUUUUUGAUACUAUCCCCAAGGCUCUCUACCAAAAUCUUCUUUCGUACGACUUUUGCCCGCCAAGGCCAUUUAAAUCAGGCAACUGUCAUGCUAUCAACUCGGUGAAGUUUGCCCUAGAAAUGCCCUGCAUUUUGAUGCUUGCGUCCAAUGCCUGUCCCCAGGCAUUGGUUAAAUUUUAUGAACCUCUGCUUGUCAUUCUAUUUCGUUUCAUGGAAUCGAAGGUUAGCCAAAAGUGCGAGCAGCAGGAGCUGGUGAUUUCUGCACAAAUACGCAGUCUCAGCUUCGUUUGCUAUACAUUCAAGAAUGGGAUCAUGUUUUCCUCGCCCAUCUCUGUGGAAUGCUUCUCUCAGCGUACAAUAAACCUCAUAAAAAGCUUUUUGGUCUUAUUGCCAUCUCACGCAUGCGAUCAACGCAGAUCCAUUUUGGAAAUACUGCGUACCUUUGUCACAUCACAGUGCGGCUUAUGGAAGGAAUUGGCCCCCCUGCUGGACGAGCAACUGCUGGCGGGCCAUGGGAAGGCCCAGCAGGACUUUUGUCGCCCCCUAGCCCUACAGGUUAUGUUGGAGAUUCUACUUGCCCUCAAGGGCAGAUAUGCCACAAUUAACAUGGAUGAAAUUGUGAAAUCACUUACACAGGCACUGUACGACAGAGCCCUCCUGCCAAAUGCACAUUUAGCGGCGGCAAAGUCUUUAGCACUACUUAUGGAGCACCUAUCGCACUCCCAUCAAGAAAUGGUACUCUGCUCCUUCACACUUUUGCUAGAAAAUACGGCAAACAAAUUUGUAACAAAGCCUCCCGGAUCUAAGCCCUCCGCCGCCUUGGCGCCUGCCACCCCUACCCCCACCGUGCUAUGGCUCUGUAGACUGGCCGCUGCCAAUUUAUCGCAGGGAUUUGACCACCUGUCGGCGGAAGUUCAAGAGCGCGGCUUGCAGGCACUGGCAUUACUUUCUUCGUCCACGCGGGACCCUGAAAUUGUGGACAGUUUCUGUACAAUAGUUACUUCAAACUCGGCGACGGCUUGCUGUUUUUGGUGGACUCUGCACCAGUCAUCGUUGGAUUUGCAGAGUAUUCUCAGGAUGUUGGAAGAACAGCAACAAAAGCGCGGGGAAAGCUCUGAAGCAUCUCCCCAGCACGAUCUGUUGGAGAGGCUGGGACGUAUGGCGCCCGCACUGGAAGCAGUAGCCCCCGACGCCUUGGAGGUCCUAGACGAGCGCAUUGCCAGUCAGUACCUGCAGACGAAUUCGUUCCGGCUGGACGAGUGCGAGCUGAGGCCAGAAGUCUGGCUCGACAGGCUGAGGCGCGUAGGCCCGUCUCGGGAAGGCCUCUUGGAGGGGCUGUUGAGCCUGGAGGCCUGCCAGCCGGAGUGGCCGCUGGUACUGGCGGCUGCCCUUCCCAAGUCCCCCCCGCAGGCCCUUUCCGCGCAGCAUUUGGGCGUGUUUAAGCGCCUGCUAAAGCAGUUGCCCAGGGCCACGCUCUCUUGCAGCAUAGACCAGUGCAAGUGGCUGAGACGCGUUGCCCUGGAGUGCCUUGAGCGCCCCGCCGGGGCUCCCGGCCACAGGGAGGCGCGCAUGGCCUACCAGAGCGAAGAGUGCGAGGCGCUAUUUAUAGGGGGUAUAUUUUCCGAGUAUUUAACCGGUAAUAGCCCGGAUAAGCCCCAGAUUGGUGUUAUUCCUAGCGCGGAGCAGCUCCAGGACGUGCUUUCUGCUAGCGCCAGGAGUUCUGAGGUAUUUUACCAGGACAUAAUUUACGGAUCUUCUUCCGAGCCAGUUCCUUCUGACGACGAGAUUUACCUGAGAUUUGCGACGUUGGUGAUGAGCAAGUACUGUAAUAAGGCGCAGAGGGAGAUGGCCGCAAGUGCAUUUGAAUCUGGCAGGAAGAAGGGUAAGAACAUGUUCACCCUGUUAAGCUGUUCCUCUUGUGGUCCUCCGGAGGUCCUUGAGCCCCUAAUAAGUGCGGUACGCAAUCUUGCCUUCAUCGCCAUAGCUUCUGAUCCCUCCUCCGAGUCUUCAAUCGCCUACUACCCCGCAGUUUUAUAUUUGGCCGCCGACAAGCCCGCCGCCACUGAAGCCGCAGGGGCUUCCGGCGGCAUUUCUAGCCUGGGGGACCUGGUAAACUAUGUGGAGGCGAGCGGCAGCAGUCGGGUCUUUGUUAAUGCUAUCAGGGGCGCGAUUUGUGCGCUUGAUCUUCGACCCACGCACAUUGUCGGCACCAUAAGGGCGGUUCAGUUUAUAUGUGCGAUUGCAUCUUCUGGCAAGUGUCCCUGGGCAGAGAUAUUGGAGGCGUUGGUCUCCGCCAGCUUUGGCGUCGGCCGUGGCGGCGCCGUGUACGCCCUCACCCACGCCCUCUGCAGUAGGCAGAAGGAGGGCCUGCUUGACCCAGAGCUUCUCCCCAUCGAAGCGAUUUUGGAGGCAGUAUUUGCGGUGGUCAAGAGCGACAACGUCUACACGAGGGUGCUGGAGGCGAAGAUUGCCCUCCGCGCGCUGCAAGUGCUGUCUAGUAUGCUCAGGGGGUCGCAGCAGCGGCUUUUGGGGGAGUUUUUAUACAAGUGUUUUUACUCGCCAACUCCGUUUGUCCGUUGUCUGGCGCUUAGAUUUUAUACGCCGGAGAGGUACGGGCCUGGCUUUGACGCGUUCAGGAGGGCCUUCGACCGGGACUACCCCGCGUCGAGCCCAUCCAAGGGCCAGGACUGGCGCGGAAGGCCCAGUUUUACGGCGAUUUCGCCGGGAGACAGAGCCGGCGUGAUCAGCUUUUUCGAGAGCAAUCUCGUUCCCCUGGGCCACUCGGUCCACGCACAUUCCUUCGCGGAGGCCCUGUCGCAGCUACAAGUGGAGCUUAGGUACCUAGCCAAGGCAAAAAUAAGCGUUCAAAAAAUAAGCGUUCAAAAAUCAAGCGUUCAAAGGUGCGGCGCCUUGCAGUCCCACGCCCGCAUUUGUGGCCUGCUGAAGCUGCUUUGCGUGACCUUCGACGCAGCUAGGGCGGCGGAGGGGGAAGGCUUUGCCGGCCUGAUCCAGAGGCUGCCCGCCUCUACGGCCAAGCUGCUCUACACGUAUACGCUAGCCCUCGAAGCUCCUUCCGAUCGAGUUGUUGACUUUGGUACCUUUGAGAGCUGCAUUUUGCCCGUAUGUCAGACGAUUGCCAAGUUGGGUGCCACAGCACUCAGCCAUCUGGACACCGAAAUGAAGACUCUCGACGCGUUAGUGGCAAAUGUCUGCCUAUUUGCCACCAGUCCCGGGCUUUUGACGCCGGAGUUUAUGCAGGGGAUAAUUUCUUCCUCCACCGUCCUGCUGAAAAAUGAGCAGAAUCAAUACUACGUUUCAAGCUCAUUGGCACGGCUCUCUGAAGCGUUUGACGAAUCUGAGGAUGUUCCAAAGGACCUGCAGGAAACGUUUCGCGCUUUCAUUGCAGAUAUAGUCUUCGAGUUGAGAUCUUUCGACGGAUUUUCCUUUGCGGCCGCGUUGCAGAGCUCGCCGCCCCAAGUCUCGUGCUCUCUGGCCAGACUAGUUGGCUGCGUUGACCUAAACGCAGUCUCCUCCUGCCUGGGCCGGGCAGAGCUGCUCGGGCGGGCCAUCCAGCUGUUCCGGGCCAGGGGCACCCGCAUCUCCAACCUGAGCGGGUUUUUGAGGCUGGCUAUAUACCGCCAGGCCGAGGCGCUGGGCGGCGGGGCGGCCGAGUCCCAGUCAAUGCCUGUCCAGUCAAUGCCCGAUUGCCUGCCGCAGGCGCUGGCCGCAGCCGUUUUAAACUACCAGCUCCACGAGCCGGCGUCAGAGGCCGCCCUGGCCCUGGACGAGGCGGAAAUCAGGGCCCUCCUCGACCUCCUCAUGGACGUGCCUAGAGAGGCGGACGCGAGCUACGCGCUGUCUGUCUUUUCUGCCCUGGCCCACUGUAUGGGCCACGCGAUCCGGGCCGGCCACCUGACCGAGGCUCAGGCCUUGGACGCAAUUGCCUUCUGCAUCAGGGCCGCCUGCGGCAGCAGCCCUCACUCCGGCGUGGCCGCCGGAGCCUUGGACCCCCCGGUGGGCCAGUACCUGAGGGAGAACGUGGACCGGCUGCCCGAACUGAUGCGCCGGCUCUCGACAGGCGGCCCGCCUUGCGCCUGCCCCGGGCAGCUCAAGGCGAUGGGCCUGGUGACUGAGCACCUCGGGCAGCCGGUUCACUGCUUUCCGGAGCUGCUAGACAUCCUUUCACAGCAUUUCAAGUGUCCCUCCCACGGCGAAUCGCUGCUGGUCGAGGCGUUCGCGUUGCUGCGGGAGCAGUCGCACGGUGAUAUCGUGAGGUACGCGCGUUCCGCAGCCGGAGAAAACCUGCUCGGGAUGGCGCGGGAUACGUUGGUAAAUGACAAGCGGCUGGCCGCCAGGGCGCAGGCCCUGGCGCUGCUUUCCAAGGCCUACGCCGGCGCGCCGGCCGAUCUGGCCGGGGGCAUGUCCGGGGCGGAGAUCCUGGCGGCCGGGCUCACGCAUUCGGAUGCCGAGUACAGGCACAUCAGGAUGGAGGCGCUGGAGGGGCUGGUCAGCGCAAUGGGCCCGCAUGGCCGCGAAGCGCAGGACCUGCUGCUGGCCCGACUGGCGGCGGAGGCGGAAGGCGGGUGCCAAUCCCUGCAGGCGCUGGCGAAUAUUGCACUUCUGCUGAACGCCUCGUGCGUGGCUGGGGAGAAUUUAAGCCUGGGCCGCGAGGCUGCCGCCGGGCUGCGUGCUGCCGCCGAAAAACUGGCGCAGCAGCCCGGCGACCGGGGCAAGCCCAUCGACCCGUUUAGGACGGCCGCCGUGAAUUUGUUCUGCUUUAUGGGCGCUUCAGCAGACCUUACGGCGGACCUUAUGAACGAGGUUUCAGAAGCGGCCCUGAGGCUGGCGCUCACGUGGCCUGCUGCUGCCAGCCCUGAGCACCCAUUACUGCACAGGCUUUUAUCGCAAGGGGCCCUAUUCGGAGCGAUUUCGCCGGAGCUUUUGGAAAGAUACGCCAGGGUGGAAUUCGUGCCGGGGUGUUCCCCGCAGGAGGUGUCUGAGAAUUUGUUUAUUUUGACCGCGGUGGUGGCAGAGUGUCCGGACGCGUCGGUGGGGCAAAAAUACUUUGACUUGCUGAUGCGCCACUUUUCCGUCGCACAUCCCACAGCCGUGCCCCCCCUCGCCUUCUACACGUACCACAGCUUGUCGGCGCUUCCGGAGGAGGCGUUUGGAAGCAUUUUUACGGCAAAAAACAUAGAGAGGCUGGGUUGCGACAUUCUGUCUUCCCUGCCACGCUGCGGCUCGGGGGCUGGCGGCCCGCUGCCCGGGAUGUCUUUAGCAGCGGCGCUGGUGCUUUCUCAUGCGCUAAUCGCAUUCGAAGCCAACAUUUUCCCCCACCAGCGCGUGGUGGAGCUCUUGGCGGGAAGCUCUACCGCGCACAUGGAGAAGCUUCGGUCGGGGUACUUGGUUCUGGACGGCGUGGAGUAUCGAUUACCCCCUGCAGGGAAUGUAAACUGCCUGUCCCAUGCGCGCGAUAAAGCUCCCUCCUGGGGCAAGCACGCGCCGUGCCUUGUCGCCGCGGAAGGCGACACGGACGGGGCGGAGGAUAACGCUUUUGUGGGCUGGAUCUUCAUGGACUAUCUGUACGCGGCCCUGUCUGCCGUCCCUGGCGUGGAUCGGGCGGUCUUCGGGGUGUUCGCGGCCAUGUCAAGCGAUCUGAACCCCUGCCACUCCCACGCGCUCGUCUUGGCCACGCACUGGGCGAGGGAGACGCGGGCAGAGGGAGGAAGGCCAAUGACACGGACAGAAAAGCUAUCACAGGGCGAAAACCCAAUAUUCGUCCGUACAAAUAGCGUGAGAAGCGGAGAGCUUUAUAGGAGUCUGUGCUGGGGGAGGUGGCUGGGCAGUUGCGCCCUCAUCUACAGGGACGGGGGGCUGGGCCCAAAAGUAGUCGACGUGUACCGCCUUCUCCACGAGCCCGCCGAAAUGCGACAAAUCUACCACCAAGUGUCCCUCUCCAUGCUAAGGGACAUGCGGGCCCAGGCCUUGGUGGACCCGGGCGACCAGUCGACCUACCACUCGGCCAUAAGCGGGGCCCUUUCCCCGGACCACGCCAUUCGCAGCGAGUGUAUAUCUAUUUUGGACGAGAUAGCUCCCGCGGAGAUUGGGGAGCGGAUGCAGUUUUUGUUUACGCUAAAGUUGCCUUCUAGUCCGCGCCUAUUCGCGUCCUACCCCGCCCUUUACACGGGGCUCCUGGAGGCGGUCACAGGACCGGAGGCGGUCGCUGACGAAUCAUCUCCCGCCGGUGCGUCUGUUGCGGAGAGGCUGCGCGGGGCCGGCGUGUGCGGGCCGAUGCUGUCGUUCCUCGGCCCGGGGGCAUUAGAAGGCGUCGGGGGAGAAGGCGUUGGUAAGGGGUUUAGGGGGGUUGGAGGGGAGAGGGCCUGGCGGGCCUGGAGGGAGCAGGUGCGGUUUGCGUGCCCCGCCGUGGCCCGCAGCGAUUGGCUGGAGCUGUGCCGGCGUCUUCCAAUGCGCCCGGGGCUCGCCGCCAGUUUUGUCAGAUUUAUCUGCCAGCCCGGUGGGGCCGCGUGCCGGGGCUCCAAUCCGCUGCUGACCUUCAUUGAGGGCGGGCUGGUGUGCAGGCCCACGCCAGCCCUGCCCCUGGAGCUGCUAAAGCACAUGGCGUUUAAGCACGGCAGCUGGCACCAGGCCGCGGCCGCCCUCUCCAGGCAGAUCUCCGGGGGCCUGCCGCACAGGUGCCGAGCCAUCGAGCUGCUAUCGGAAGUUUAUUUCGCACUGGGCGAGCGUGACUACGCCUACGGGGCGCUGCGGGCGCUCUGCAGGGGCGCGGGCGGGGCCGCCCUGGCCCUGGAGCAGCACGGCCGGUGGCUGGGCGCCGCGCGGGCGUGCCACGGGGCGAUGAAGAGGCUGGGCUCAGGGCUUCCCCUGGACAGCAGGGCCAGGCUGGGGCACGAAGUCGCCCUGUGCCACCGCGGCUGGGGCGAGGCGGCCAAGUCGCUCGGCCGGUGGGACCUUUUGCCGGCACCGCGCCCCAGCCGCUCCGGCGAGUCGGCGCCCUUGGGCGCAGACCAUUUAGAGCGGGCGCUGCGACUGCUAGAGGCGGAGGCCACAGAUCUUAGCGCGGCGAGUAAACACAUUCAGCAAGGCAUUCAGCAAGUCGCCACCGCGUGCGGGCUUCUCUCGGGCCGCGCCGCGGGCGCUGCGCGCAGGCAGCUUUGGGUGGAGCAUGAACUCUUGGAUUCGGCGAGGAGGUUUGUCGCGGCCGCAUCGCACGCGUCCCAUCUUCCCGCCCCCGCCCUAAUACUGGGGGGCAACUCGAGCUUCUGCGACCCCCCGGGGGUCUGGCACAGGGAAAUGCGCAGUUACCUUCGCCUGUCGAAGCUUCUAAAGUCGCUGGGGGACAAGGCCUACCAGUCGGCUGUCGCGCUGCAGAUACAGCGCGUGCUUAUGGAGGCCGGAAGGGCCUUUAGGAAGUUCCACGGGCUCAACGCGAUCGCGUCCCAAUGCCUGUCAAAGGCCCUGGCCGAGUUCGGUCCUCCGUUUGGUCCUACGGUUGGCCCUCCAGUUGCACCCCCCCGCGCCGCGCAGGCCGUGGCGCCCCUCCUUUUUGACAUGGCCCGCGAGGCCAUCGCGGAGGGAACAGCUGACGCGCGGCGGGAGGCGGAGACGCCCGCCGCUGGUCGCGGAGUGCUGGACACCCUCCUGAAGAACGCCCCGGUUGAGGCGCUCCGAGGGGGCGCGGGCUGGCUGGCCAGCGGGGCCGGGGCGGGCGCGGAAAGCACGGUGGCACUCUUGCUCAGCUCCCUGAAGAUAGACCCGCUCAACAGUAAAACCUGGUUCUCCUGGGCCCGCCUGAGCGAGGGCGACUCCCUAGGACCCUCCCUAGGACCCUCCCUAGGACCCUCCGUCAUGGCAUACCUCGUCGGCGCCACGCUGGAGCCGGAAAAGGCGCCCGUCUAUCUGGGCCGGGUGCUGUGGCUCCUAGCCGCCUCGGGCGGAGACAAGGAAGUCUGCGAGGCCUUCGCCCGCUACAGCCAGGCUGUGGACCCCCGCUGCUGGGAGCCCUGGCACCCGGCCCUCGUGUCCUCGCUGCAGCGCCCAGAGCGCGGACAAGUGGCGGCCCUGCUCCGCAGGAUCCUGCACUUUAGCCCCUCGCCCCUGUGCUUCCACCUCAGGCUGGCCGGCGACUCGGACGAAAACCCCAUCGCCAGGGCCUGUGGCGCCCGCACGGCCGCCUAUGACUGGUUCGCCAGGGAGGUGGCUAGUAUUGGGAAGCCCAGCUGCAUUGAUGAACUGCGCUGCAUUGUAGAUACGCUACUGGAAGAGACGCUGGAAGUCCCGGUUGACGCCUCCCUGCCGCCCUCCGUACGCGAAUUAAUUUAUGAGUUCGUCCCGUCGCAAAUCAAAUCCCUUGGGGCCGAGGGAGUGGAACUGCCCGGGGGCUCGGAGCACGCGAUAGUUGCGCUCCUCGGCUUUAGAAGGUGCCUUCGCUCCAUGGCCGAGGGGGGGCUGGAUCAGCCCUUUGCCUGGGUGCACGAACUGUCCCCCGGGUUUGCCUCCGCCGAAUGGGCUCGCCUGGCCCUGGAGAUGCCGGCGCGGGGCGGCGGCUGCUCCAUCGCUGGCGUGAGCAACCGCAUACGGAAGGUAAGGCGCAGCCACCACGUGCUGAAGGAGGUGCGGCUGGUCGGCAGCGACGGCUGCCUCUACCCCUUUUUGGUGCAUCCGCUGGAGGCGGGUGCCCAAAGGAGGCUCGCCAGGUACAAGGGCCUGCAGCAGCUGGUGAACUCCCUCUUUGCUAGGCAUAGGGCCACGAGGGCCAGGUCAGUUGAGUUUCCGGUCUUCCCGCUGCUUCCGUUGAACCCCUUCACCGCCUUGGUUGAGCACGACGCGCCUUCCCACUCCCUGCAGCAGCUCGUUGAGGGGCGUUUGGAUUUGGACGCCGAUAACAGGCGCCAAGGCCAGACUUGGGGCGAGUGUUUCACGUUUCCGGUGGAUUUCAGGGCGGACGCGGCCUUAGUGAUGGCGCUGCACAAGCUUUUGUCGGAGAGGGAUCGGCUGCCAGUAGAGCUGCCAGUAGAAGGGGCUGCUCCAUUUGAAUUGAUUUCGAAAAUUGUGCCGAAGCAUGUGCUGCGCCGGUCUCUGGCCCUGAUUCAUGGCAGCGACGCGGCGUCAUUUCACAGCGCAGUCAGAGACUUUUCCACUUCUUACGCCGCGUUGUGCCUCUUCAACUUCGUAUUGGCGCUACCGUAUACCAAGCCCUUGCAGCUGCAGCUGGGUCCCGAUUGCAGGGCCCAUCAACUUGACUUUUUCCCGAGUUAUCGCGGGGACCUUGCGCACCCUGCGGGCGCUGAUGCUGUGGAGCUGCUCUUUAGAGACUCUGUGCCGUUCCGUUACACACCUAACAUUGACGCGCUGAUAGGGCCCUAUGGGAAGCUCGGCCUAGUGCCUGCCGUCAUGUACGGCGUUUCCUGCUGUCUAAAAAAAUAUGAAUUCCACUUUAAAAAUAUACUCUCCCUAGCCAUGCGCGAUGACAUCCUACAGCUAUAUGAAAACAGAGAUAGUUCUCCUGCCUCCUGGGACAGGGAGGCGUUGGAAUGCGCACAAAAAAAUACGAAAAAGGUGCUGGACUAUAUAUUUGCCUUUGCCGCCGCGGAGCCCGCGGCUCCGCGCUGGGGGAGAAGGGUAGAGGGGGAAAACGGAAGGCUAGUGGGGGAAAAUGUAGAGGGCCCGCCCAUAGACCAUCGCAUCCACUCGCUCGUGCAGUUCAGCUCCAAACCAGACACGCUUGCAAGCCUAAAAACCACCUGGCAGGCUUGGAUCUGA